Messenger RNA from Achroia grisella, 1941 nucleotides. It is a transcript of the gene VIG, whose product is annotated as SERPINE1 mRNA-binding protein 1-like. Gene Ontology annotation, molecular function: RNA binding. The record is from RefSeq and is a predicted model, not a curated record. NCBI's taxonomy places the organism in Eukaryota, Metazoa, Arthropoda, Insecta, Lepidoptera, Pyralidae. Gene Ontology annotation, cellular component: cytoplasm; nucleus. The coding region runs from base 165 to 1331 and encodes 388 amino acids. The transcript has a single exon.
UUUUAUUUCUUUUCUCUAUUCCUUUCGUCAUAUGGAGUGUUUCGCGUUUGUCCGCCAUAUUAAAUGAAAUCAAUAAAACAAGACAAAAUGUCGCCUUACUAAAGUGCGUAAAAUUAUCCACUAACAUCCAGUUUUUGUGUGAUUAAAUCAUCAAGAGGAUCACAAUGGAGAAUUCCUAUGGUGUGGGGGUCGAUAACAGAUAUGCUCUUUUUUUGGACGAUGAGUCCGAUCCUCUUGAUGCGUUAAAAGCGCGAGAGCAAGCAAAAGAGCUCAAAAAGAAGACCAAAGAAGCCGAAAAAGAGAAUAAGGGCAAACCCGAAACCAAGCCCAAAGGCGGUACUACCGGUGUCCGUAAAGGAAUUAAAGAGACACAAAAUGUGAAAUCGCAGGAGGCUAAGAGCGGCGAACAACAAAAGAGUAAGGGUCCUGCGCGACCGAACGACCGUAAUCCGGAACGUCCGCCUCCAAGGCGCCGCGAAGAUCGGCCGCAGAAUGGUGCGGUUGAGAACAAGGAGGGUGCUCCGAGACCCCCUAGACGUGAGUUCAGCGACCGCAGGCCUAAUUUUGAGCGGCGCAACUUUACUGACAACCCGGAAGGAGCGGAGCGCCGCGGUCCUAGACCGCCGCGUGAACCACGUGAACGUGACGGACAGCGCGGGCCGCGUCCGGGUUACGACAACCGAGGCAAGCGUGAGUUCGACAGGAGGUCAGGCUCGGACAAGACUGGUGUCAAACCGGUCGACAAGCGUGAAGGUGGCGGCCCACAUAACUGGGGCACCUUCAAAGACGAAAUCGAGGAUUUGAACAAAACUGGCUCUGAGGGUGAAGUCGUCGAGGAGCCUAAGGUCGUAGAUGCGGCAGCAGCUGGUGACGGACAGCAGCCGGAAGCGGAACGGCCCGCGCCAACCGAGGAGGAGCCUCGCGAACUUACGCUGGACGAGUACAAGGCAUUGCGCAACGCUCAACGCACGGCUCCGCAGUAUAACUUGCGCAAGGCCGGCGAGGGCGAGGACCUCAGUCAGUGGAAAAAUUUGGUAAUGCUCGAAAAGAAAAAGGAAGGCGGUGAAGAUGACGACACAGAUGAGGAAUACGAUAUGGCUGAUUAUCCUCAGCGUGUGGGUCGUCAGAAGCGUGUGCUCGGCAUUGAGUUCACGUUCAACGAUACGGCGCGGCGCAGCGGCCCGGGCCCUCGCGGGCGAGGCCGUGGCCGCGGCCGAGGUGGCCGAGCUCCGACGCGGGAGGAUGCGCCGCCAGAGGAGCGCCCGCAGCUGCGCCAGCAAGCUGCACCUCCUAAAGUUGAUGACAGCAAGGAUUUCCCCUCUCUCGGAUAAACUCACAGUGAGCAUAAGCUCAAUUUCUUUUCAUUGAUACGAUAGAAAUACAAAUUAAAUAUUGUAUGUACCGUUAUUUUUGAAGUAAAUAUACAAAAUAUUUACACAAGUGUGUAUUAUAUUGCAUUCAGUUUUUGUCAAUUUUGGCAUUGACCAUCUCGAAUCAGUUACUCAACAUAGUUUGCUUAGUUCUUAUGAUGAGGAAGUCCACUCAUUGUACUCAUUUCUCCGCAGGAUAUACAAGAGGGGGAGGAUAAUUUUAAGUUUUAAUUUUGAAUACACAGCUACAAGUAAUGCAUAUGACUAUCACAAUGGUAGCUUUUAUCUUAAUGUAAUCAUCAUCAGCUUAUGAUUUAACUGCGAAAAGUACUGAUAAGAUUUUAAACUUACAGACUGUGACUUACUAUAAUGAAUUAACUCCGUCACAAGUUAGUGUAGAACAUUUUGUGAAAAUAAAUAACCCUUGUUGCAUUUUAUAUAAGUUUGUGUUGACAAAUGCAGACUUUGGGAACUGUAAAUAGUUAUAUAUGUUUUAAAAGAUAAGGUCUUAACAAGGUUGAUUUUUGUUGUUACACAAACUUCUUGAAAAAUAAACAUUUUGUAUGUGUGA